This is a messenger RNA of Syngnathus typhle (broad-nosed pipefish), 2550 nucleotides long. Its product is annotated as oocyte zinc finger protein XlCOF6-like. The record is from RefSeq and is a predicted model, not a curated record. The transcript has 2 exons. Lineage: Eukaryota; Metazoa; Chordata; Actinopteri; Syngnathiformes; Syngnathidae. Bases 381 to 2099 code for a protein of 572 amino acids.
GAAGAAGAAAAUAGAUUAAGUUAGCAGAACGUUGUUAGAGCCACCGCAAAUACUCUGUUUUGCCCUUAUUUACGCAAUACUUCUAUGCCCUCAUAUGUAUGUAAGUGUAAUAGACAAAAAAAUAAAAUAUCAACGGUCCCUGUUCGUCAUAGCGGACCUUAGAGGCGUUCCAGUUAGCUUAACUUGCUAACAGAGAGACGCCGAGGUUAGCGACACGUCGCAACGUCGUCGUAAAAUGUGCACAGUCCAAAUGCUGCGAACGUUGGUGAAGCAGCGACUAAACGUGGCCGUCGAGGAUAUAAUCGAACUGGUUGAGAGAACCAUCACGGAGUACGAGGAGCAACUUUGUCGAAGCAAGAACGAGCAACCACGACAGGGCGAUGUUUCCAAGCCUCCCGUUCCGUUGCCAAAAGCAGGGGUGCAGCAGGUGGAGUGGAAAGAAGGGGUUCCCCCAGAUCAGGGGGAGGAUCCAGCAACGCCCCCCCCACAUUAAAGAAGAAGAGGAGGACGUGUGGAACAGUCAAGCCGUGGAGAAGCUUCUAGGGCUGGGGGAAGCUGAGGUUACCGAGUUCACGUGGACCGGCAUCCACCUUAAAAGUGAAGACGAUGAACGUCAAUCCUCACAGCUUCAUCCCACUCGAAGCCAGCCAAUGAAAGCUGUUGGAGAACAUGUCACUCCACUCUCAGACAUGGAAGUCAUGAUGUCACACUCGUCCGACACCGAUCACAGCGAUGACGACGAAGAAUCUAUAAAGACGCCGAAGAAGUCUAAAGAGAUGCAGCCCACCGACAGCAAACACUUCGACUGCCCCGAAUGUGGCAAAAGGUUUACCAACAAAAGCGUUUUAAAAAACCACAUGGUCACGCACACCAAGGAGAAGCUUUUUGUCUGCACGGUUUGCAAUAAAAGAUUCUCCUUAAAGCAUCACAUGAAGAGACACAUGAGAGUGCACUCAGGGGAGAAAGCCUUUUUCCCCUGCUUCAUUUGCCAUAAAAGAUUCCGAGACGAGGCGGCCAUGAAGGAGCACGUGAGAACACACGCCGCGGACAAACCUUUGACCUCCGGCAGCUCGAGUAAACAACAAGCAGAAGCGGAUGACUUAGCGGCGCUGUCAGACAUGGACUACGCGAUGUCGCAAUCGUCCGACACGGAUCACAGCGACGGCGGCAAGGGAGGUAAAAAGACGCCGGGCGGCAAUAUGACCUACCGCACAGAAACCAAACUAUACAUUGGCGACAUGACCUAUCACGCUGAAACCAAACUCUACAUUUGCUCCGGAUGCGGCAAGACGUUCACCAACAAAAGCGUUUUACGAAAUCACAUGGUGACGCACACCGGAGAGAAACCUUUCGCUUGCCCGGUUUGUGAUAAAAGAUUCUCCUUCAAGCAGAAUAUGAGGAGACACAUGGGCCUACACACGGGGGAGAAACCCCAUUCCUGCGCCUUUUGCAGUAAGAGAUUCUACGAUAAGUUUGAAAUGAAGAGACACAUGUUGACGCACACGUCAGAGAAGCCUUUCAGGUGUUCGCUCUGCGCCGAAAGUUUCUCCCGCAGAUCACAUUUCCGAAUGCACAUGAAAAAGCACGCGGCGGAGAAACCUUUCGCCCCCAGCAGCUCAAGUCAACACGUGCCGACAGAAGCGGACGGAGAACGCGGUGAAUAUCUGGCAGUCAAUUCGGCCCCACUGUCGGAUACGGAAGACAUGAUGUCACGGUCGUCCGAGGCCGACCGCAGCGACGACUUCCAAGAACCAUCGGAGACUCUUAAGAACUUUGAAGGCGACGUGACGCAUCCUUCCGACAGCAAACAAUUGAACUGUACCUUAUGUGAGAAGAUGUUUGCCAACAAAGGAAGUUUGAAAACGCACAUGUUGACGCACACCGGAGAGAAACCUUUCGCCUGCUCCGUUUGCAAUAAACGCUUCUCCAUCAAGCAGAACAUGAAGCGGCACAUGGCGAUACACACGGGGGAGAAACCCUACUCCUGCUCCGUCUGCAAUAAAAGAUUCUACGUGGAGUUCGAAAUGAAACGCCACAAGCGGAUACACGCCUCCGAGAAACCUUUCGCCUUCGCUUUGCGCCAAAAGCUUCUCGUGUAGCAAUUACCUCACGCUGCACAUGAGCACGCACACGUGGGAGAAACCCUUCGUGUGCGCCCAAAACUUCUCAGACAACACAUGAGAAUAUACGCCACAGAGAAACCUUUCACGUGUUCCGUUUGCUCGAAAGGAUUCUCGAGUCGCUCGUAUCUCCGUAUACACAUGAGCAGCCUGCGCACGGAAGAGAAACUUUUCACCUGUUCCUUCUGCGAGAAAUGUUUUUCCUGUCGACCGCAUUUCAGAAAGCUUAACUUAAAUUUGAUUCAUUGUUCUGCCUGAGUUUGAGGUAUCGCCUGGCGCACUGAGUGGAAAUUGAAGUGCCUGGUUUGAAGUUUGGCAAAUGUAGCGCGACAGCAGCAGGUAUUCUGCUUUGAGUUGAAAAAAAGUUGUCAUUCGAUAAAAAUCAUAAAUAUGUUAUGACUAACAAAAUAAAAAAUGUUUGAACUUUGAA